UAUAGCCGGAUAAAAACUGUGUUGCUGCCCUAAACGAUGAUUUGUAAGAUUCGGUCACUUCGGUUUGACGUUCUAAUUUUUUAAUAAUUUAAUGCGGUAAGUUAAAUUAUAGGAUCAUAAGUUGACUGAGAUCAUCGGGAUGGCAGAAAGCGGAGCAGUUGGAGCAGAGAAAGUUCGGGGCAGAAAAAGCAGCAUGGACGUUCCUCCAACAAUGUCUGACUUAAGGCUGGUGCUUGUUGGGAAGACUGGUGUAGGAAAGAGUUCCAGUGGAAACACCAUAUUAGGAAGAGAAGCUUUCAGAGCAGCGACCAAACACUCCUCAGAGACCGCUGAAUGCUCCAAACAACGAGAAGAAGUGUUCAACUGGAUGGUUUCUGUUGUCGACACUCCCGGCCUCUUUGACACGUUUCAUUCUGACGAAAAAGUGAAGAGAGAAAUCUCAAAAUGCAUCAACAUGUCGGCUCCUGGUCCCCAUGCCUUUCUGCUGGUGAUCAGAAUUGGACCAUUCUCUAAAGAGGAGAGAGAUGCUGUGAUGAAGGUGAAGGACAUUUUUGGAGAGGAAGCCUGGAAGUACUCCAUGAUCCUCUUCACACAUGGUGAUAAGGUGGAGAAGUCGGACUUUGACGAGAUGUUAAAGGAGGCUGGACCCGAAUUGAAGGAGCUCUUAGAGAAGGCUGGAAAUAGAUACCAUGUCUUCAAUAACCUCAGAGCUAACGAUCGUCGACAAGUUCUUGGUUUGCUAGAGAAGGUUGAGGACAUGGUGCAGAAGAAAGAAGGAAAGUUUUACUCUAGUGACACAUAUGAAAAGGCAGCAGAUAUGCUGGAUCAGAAAGAGCUUGAACUCAAACUGUUCUAUGAGAAAAAACCGGAGGAGGAAGUGGAAGCUGUGAGGGCAGAGUAUGAGCGGCUGCUAAAGGAAGCUAGAGAGGAUAAAGAGAAGCUAAAGAAAAGGAUGGAAGCUGAGCUGAAGGAGUUGAAGCGUUACUACUCUGCCUUGGAGAACGGAGUCCGUCACGUUGUAGAGCAGCUGGCCAAAGAUGAUGAUGACCAACUUCUGAAGAGGUUUCAUGAAGUCUUGAAACUGAACUGAAAAACAUAUGAAUGACUGGUUUGUUGGACACCUUUUAAUAGUGAAUUAUUGGUGAUCCAGCUUUGUAAAUCAGAGUAAUCUUUGCCUGUAGAUAUUGGUGUAAUGUGUAUUAUGUACAUGCAAAUGUCACAAAAUACUAUUUAGAUGUUAUAUAACUUGUUUAGACAGAAAGGAAAAAUGUCAUUCUCAUAAUUCAUGCUUUGAGUGUUAAUUUCUUCUGUAAUUAAAGUUCUUACUCAUUUUUUA
Xiphophorus couchianus (Monterrey platyfish) is the source of this 1336-nucleotide messenger RNA. Its product is annotated as GTPase IMAP family member 7-like. The transcript is spliced from 4 exons. Gene Ontology annotation, molecular function: GTP binding. The record is from RefSeq and is a predicted model, not a curated record. The coding region runs from base 140 to 1090 and encodes 316 amino acids. NCBI's taxonomy places the organism in Eukaryota, Metazoa, Chordata, Actinopteri, Cyprinodontiformes, Poeciliidae.